This is a messenger RNA of Vicia villosa (hairy vetch), 1600 nucleotides long. RefSeq names its product protein PHLOEM PROTEIN 2-LIKE A10-like. Bases 163 to 1395 code for a protein of 410 amino acids. The record is from RefSeq and is a predicted model, not a curated record. The transcript has a single exon. Lineage: Eukaryota; Viridiplantae; Streptophyta; Magnoliopsida; Fabales; Fabaceae.
AUUGAAUAUUUAAGUGGCUCUUGUAAUUUGAACACCGCGAUAGCUUCCAUCAAUCGCAAACUUCAUUUUCACCUCACAACCUUCUUCCACCUCUGUUUUCUCCGCCUCAUUUAUUCAUAUUUCUAAGCUUUCGUAACAAACAUCAUUAACUAAUUUCAGUUAAUGGAACUUCAAUUAGUUCAAAACGGUUUCGAUUAUGUCCGCAAAAGAAAGAAAUGGACCCUCAUCUUACUUGCAGUAGGGUUCACCAGUUACGGUUGUUACAAAGCUUAUCACGCACCUUUCCUAGCUCAAAAGCGUAAGAAUUUUUCUAAGCUACUGAAUUCAUUGGUUUCUGUAGCAGAAGCCGUUUCCGAUUCUGCUGAUACCAUUGGUAUUGUCACCAAAGACGUGAAGGAUUUUUUACAAUCCGAUUCUGAUCGAGUUCCGAAUAGUUUGAAUCAAAUCUCCAAAUUGUCGGCCUCGAAACAGUUUUCGGAUUCUUUGGUUAGUAUUGUGACCUCCGUGACUGUCGGAGUCUUGCGCGGUUAUCAAACCAUGAACCGGAGCGAUGAAAUUCAUCAGUCCGGUUCUGGUUCAAGUGUUGCGGACAAGGUGUUUGAUAAAAUGUUUACACCGGCUGGUUCGGGUUUUGCUUCUGCUGUUAUUGGAAGCUUUGCUAGGAACUUAGUUAUUGGUUUUAAUUCGGAUGCCAGUGGAAAAUCAAGUUCAAGUAAUGCCGAUAAUGGUUCCAAUUCUGAUCAUGUUGUUCCGGAAUGGGUUGAUGUUGUUUGUGGUGAUAAAUGUGGGGAACUAAUUGGGAAUUUAGUUCAAGUGUUUGUUAGUACGUUGGUUGCUGUUUAUCUUGACAAAACCAUGCAUAUCAAUACUUAUGAUGAUUUCUUUUCGGGGUUAACUAAUCCGAAAAAUGAAACUAGAGUUCGAGAAAUGUUGGUGGAUGUUUGUAAUAGUGCCAUAGAGAGUCUUGUCAAAACGUCUCACCAGGUGUUUAAUAGCUCAAAUCCGGAUGAUAGUUCUGGGGCAGUUUCUUGUUUUGGUAUCGAAGAAACUCCAAGUUCUGUAGAGAUAUCAUGUGCUGAAUCGAAAGGUGAUGUUUGUGAUGAAGAGAAUGAAAGUGGUUGGAUCAGCAAGGUUUCAUCCACAUUGGCUAUUCCUAGUAAUAGGAAACUUGUUCUUGAUGUGACUGGGAGGGUCACAUUUGAGACUGUUAGAUCUUUCAUGGAGUUUUUUUUGCAAACAUUAUGUGCUUCUGUGAGAAGAUGUGCUCGUAAUGUUCACGAGGGAGUGGUUGAGAUUAUGAGAUAUGCUGCAGCUAAAUUCUCUGUUAUCUUCAUAAUAUGUCUCUCGUUAUGUUUGCACAUGAUGGAUCGCACUUGGGCUUUGGUGCCUGCUUAAGUGGUGGUUACUAAUUUUCAUAAUAUGUCUCUCGUUGUGCCUGCACAUAAUAGAUAUGAAGAUGAUCGGUAAUUUUAACUAGGAAAUUUUUAUUUUGCUGCUUCAAUGCUUUAAUAUAAUACUGUAUGUCUUUAUAUCAUACACGUAUUAAUUUUGUAAAUAAUAUAGAAAGGUAUAAAGUGACCAUAUACAUGAUACUUCUUGA